This is a messenger RNA of Cotesia congregata, 1299 nucleotides long. The record is from the annotation of a GenBank genome assembly. NCBI's taxonomy places the organism in Eukaryota, Metazoa, Arthropoda, Insecta, Hymenoptera, Braconidae.
AUGACGGCGGUGCCGGGCAAGGAAAGUCCGGUCGUAUUAAAUACUCAAGAGACUCAUCAGUAUGUUGGGCCUUAUCGGCUUGAAAAGACUUUAGGAAAAGGCCAAACUGGUUUGGUGAAGCUUGGAGUUCAUUGUGUAUUAGGUAAAAAAGUAGCAAUUAAAAUUAUCAACCGUGAAAAACUGUCGGAGUCCGUGUUGAUGAAGGUGGAACGUGAAAUUGCUAUUAUGAAGCUCAUUGAUCAUCCACAUGUACUUGGACUUUCAGACGUUUAUGAAAAUAAAAAAUACUUAUAUCUUGUAUUAGAACAUGUGUCAGGAGGUGAACUUUUUGAUUAUUUAGUGAAAAAAGCUAGACUUACGCCUAAAGAGGCGAGACGAUUUUUUAGGCAAAUAAUAUCUGCAUUAGAUUUUUGUCAUACUGCUGGAAAAGGUGAACUCGAAUUGGAACUUUCCAUGAUGGAAGUAGUACAAACACAUGUCAUUCCGUCCGUCGAGUUAAUUGAUCCAGAUGUACUUCAAGCUAUCGCAAGUUUAGGAUGUUUUAAAGAACGCGAUAAACUUAUUCAAGAAUUGCUAAGUCCUAACCACAAUACUGAAAAAGUAAUCUAUUUUCUCCUAUUGGAGAGGAAAAGAAGAAGACCAGCUUGUGAAGAUGAGUUAGAAGGCAUUCGAGUCGGAAUAAGAGGUUCUUCAGGACAAUCAGAAGUAGACCCACCUCGAAAGCGAGUGGACACUUGUCGGGUUAAUGGGAAUACAACAUUGAAUUUAGGGCAAAUUAGUCAUGGGUCACCUUUGACACCAAGAAGACAAUCCAGAAUUAUUAACUCUUUUGAUAGUGCACGACAUCAUACCCGACGUUCACCAAGUACUGGAUCGCAUACACAUUUAUCACAUUCCCAUGCCUCAACACCAGGGAGUUCACCUAUGCAUAGUCCCAAUGUCGCCGGUCUUUUAAGUCCACAUAGAGCAGUACCCAACUCACAUCAUGGGCAAAAUCCAAGUCCACAUCGUUUAUCUAUUACUAGUGGAUCAGCCAGUGGAAACGGUACAAUGGCCAGUACUACUACAACUACCACUGUUUCAACGACUUCGGCUACUAGUCAACCAUUUUCAAAUGUUGCAAUAGAAUUGAAUGAAAUUCAAUCGAUAGGUAUUACACCUCCAGGUUCUCCACAUACGGGCACUGGAACCGGAGCCCACCAUUGGAGAUCUCGUUUAACUACAAUUAAAAAUUCGUUUUUGGGAAGUCCGCGUUUUCAUCGACGCAAACUGCUUACAAGCACUGAAGAGGCAAUUUAA